GAGAAACCAAUUCUCUGAUUAGGUUAUGAAAUAAUAUGAGAAUGAGAUCUGUUUUCUGACUGAACUAAUAAACACCAGUAAACACUUUUGGAACUUAAAGUAAGAUAGAUAUAUAUUUGACGAAAGCGAGAGAGUUUUAGUGCAGUCUUAUGCAAAAAUAAAAAAACAGACUUAAAAUGUUCAAACAAAUUUUGCGAUCUGUUGGAUCGUAUAAUUUAAAUCAGAUUUUAUCGGAUACAUCACAAAAAGCUGUUGCAAUAUAUCUCAGUGUCGUUCAACAUCAGGAUAUUCGGACGUUUAGUACUGUCACAUCUACGAGAAAAUGGGAUUUAUACAGUGCUGUUUGUUUAGAACGUCAUCCAGUUAUAAUACAGUCAAUGGGAGAAAUGGAACUGAAAUUUUAUAAUAUGUUGAAAAAAAUUGAAUAUGAAACUAGUUUAAAAUCUGAUCACGAACUGAAAAAAGAAAAAGAGGAACAAAAAAAGUCAAGCACCAACGAAGACACAACAAUAGAGACCUUGGUACAAACUGCACAGGAGUUUGAGGAUAGCAGUCAAGAGGAAUUAAACAAUUUUAAAUUUGCGCUAACAAUUACGAAAUUUGAUGAACAAAAUGUAACGUCAACUUUAAAACGUAAAUUGAACAAAAAUUUGCUUUUACUAGUACAACAAAAAGUAGGUAAUUCACAUUAUUGGAUACCUCCACAAGGUAUUCGAAAAGAAGGAGAGACAAUGAGACAAACUGCAGAGAGAAUAUUACAAGAUGCAUGUGGCGCAAAUAUUAAAGUGAAGUUUUAUGGUAAUGCACCUAUCGGUUUUUAUAAAUACAAAUAUCCCAAAAAACUUUGCGAGCAAGGAAGUUACGGUGCUAAAAUUUUUUAUUUCUUGGCAAAAUAUAUAGAUGGAGAUAUCACCAAUAAUGUAAAGUAUCAGUGGUUGGAUAACAAAGAAUUAGAAAAAGUGUUACCUAAUGAAGUACAAAAAAGUAUUUCACAAUUUAUGUCAUUUAUUUAA
This is a messenger RNA of Trachymyrmex septentrionalis, 1013 nucleotides long. RefSeq names its product 39S ribosomal protein L46, mitochondrial (gene mRpL46). Lineage: Eukaryota; Metazoa; Arthropoda; Insecta; Hymenoptera; Formicidae. The transcript is spliced from 4 exons. The record is from RefSeq and is a predicted model, not a curated record. Bases 177 to 1013 code for a protein of 278 amino acids. Gene Ontology annotation, molecular function: structural constituent of ribosome. Gene Ontology annotation, cellular component: mitochondrial large ribosomal subunit.